This is a messenger RNA of Entamoeba dispar SAW760, 1938 nucleotides long. RefSeq names its product long-chain-fatty-acid--CoA ligase, putative. Gene Ontology annotation, molecular function: long-chain fatty acid-CoA ligase activity. The record is from RefSeq and is a predicted model, not a curated record. NCBI's taxonomy places the organism in Eukaryota, Evosea, Mastigamoebida, Endamoebidae. The coding region runs from base 1 to 1938 and encodes 645 amino acids. Gene Ontology annotation, biological process: long-chain fatty acid metabolic process. The transcript has a single exon. Gene Ontology annotation, cellular component: endoplasmic reticulum; membrane.
AUGGAAAGUGAUAAUCACUCUAGUCAUACCGUAUAUAUAUACCCUGAAGAAUAUGAGUAUAAUAACAAAACAUUAGUUGAUCAUGACCAUCCUUUGAUUCAUACUCCUAUAGAUGCUGUUGAGCAUUACACCGAAGAUGAUCCUUCAUAUCCAUUCCUUGGUGAAAGAAGUUAUUUACCAAAUGGAGAACGUGGAGAGUAUGAAUGGAAAUCAUAUGGUGAAGUACUUGAUACUGCUAAGGCUUUGGCUCGUGGGUUACUUGACUUAGGUCUGAAAAAAGGAGAUGUAAUUGGAUUCUUUUCCAAAAGAAGAUUAGAGUGGCAUUACCUUUUCUUAGCUUGUGGGUAUACUGGAAUUGUCUUAGUUACAUUGUAUGAAUCAUUGUCAGUUGAUUCUUUAAAAAUUAUUGACACCAAUGCUGAAUUCAAAAGAAUGUUUGUUUCAGAUGAAAAGUUAAAAGUUAUUACUCAAGCAACUAAGGCACCGAUUACUUUAAUUGAAGACCUUCAUCCAAGCGGAGAAAAAACUGUUGCUGAAGAAAUGAACUAUAAAAGUACUGAACUUGGAUUUUAUGAGUUAAUAGAAAAAGGAAAGAAACUAGAUACUCAACUUCAUAAAGUAGUUCCAGACGAUCGUGCUUUAUUAAUGUAUACUAGUGGAACAACUGGAACACCUAAAGGGGUUGCGUUAACAUAUCGUAAUUUAUCAGCAUCUUCUUCUUCUUUGUGGAUGAGAGUACCACUAUAUCUUCUUCAAGACUAUCCAAGACAAUCACGUAAAUUAUCUUCAUUAUCAUUCCUUCCACUUGGACACGUUUUUGCUAUUGUAAUGGAAUUUAUUAUGUAUAGAGUAGGAGGGAGUAUUGGAUUUAUGUCAUCAACACAUUUAAAAGUAGUUGAAGAUAUAGGUGUUUUAAAGCCCGUUGUUUUUGCUGCAGUACCUCGUGUGUUACAAUUAAUUUAUGGUGGUGUUUAUAACAUCUUAGCUACUAAACCAAAAACAGUUCAAAUGGCAUUUGCUACAGCUAUGAAAAUAAAAGAACAAGUACUAAAGAUAAAUCCAACUGCUAUUAUUCCAGCCUUUGAUCAAAUUUUCUUUAAACAAGUAACUGAGAAGUUUGGAGGUAAUUUGAGAGUUAUCAUCUGUGCAGGUGCACCAUUAUCAUUGGACAUUGCUAAAUUUUUUAGAAUUGUUAUUUCUGAUGGGUUCUUUAUUGGAUAUGGUAUGACUGAAACUACUGGAAUGGGAACUUCUACUGUAUUUCCUGAUGGAAUUGAUCUUGAUCAUGUUGGACAACCAUACGUUAGUUCUAUGAUCAAAGUAAAGUGUGUUCCUGAGAUGGGGUAUUGUACACAUAAUGCUAUCCCAAGUGGUGAGGUGUUUAUUAAAACAACUGCACAAUUUACUGGGUAUAAUAAAGAUGACUCAAAAGUUAUUGAUGAAGAAGGGUUUGUUACAACCAAUGAUAUUGUUUCUAUAAGACCAGAUAAAAAAAUCAAAAUAGUUGCAAGAAAAAACAAUGUUUUCAAGUUAUCACAAGGAGAAUAUAUUUCAGCUGAAAAGGUAGAAUCAAUGAUGACCCAAUGUAAGUACGUUCAAGAUAUUUUUGUAUAUGGCAAUUCACUAAAAAAUUAUUUAAUUGCUGUUGUUGUACCAAACUUUCAAUCUAUUAAAAUUUGGGCCGAUACUAAUGGUAAAGAACUUCCUGAUAAAAAAGAAAUCUGUCAUUCACAAGAAAUCAAAGAUAUGAUUAUUAAAGACAUGAGUAUUGUUGCUGAUCAGACUGGACUUAAAGGAUUUGAGAAAGUAAAAAAGUUAGUUCUUCAUGACCUUCCAUUUGAUACUGCACGUGAUUUUAUUACACCUUCAAUGAAGCUAAAGAGAAAGAAUUUGUAUAACUUCUUUAAAGAUGAGAUUGAAGCACUACUUCAAGACUAA